AAUAUCACACAAAAUAAUAAUAAUACAACCGCCACGGUUGUCAUUUCUCUUUAGCCCUUUGUAAAUAAGGAACAAUGCUUCUACGUGGCAUAAUCUCCACGCCUCUCCCCUCCUCUAUCCGCCUCAAAACCCCAACCCGCCCCAAAACCGUCGCCAUUUCAGCUCAUGCCCCAACCGACACAAAGACCACCACCAACUACUCCAUCUCCGACCAAGCCCUGGAGUCCCGAGGCUUCAUCCUCCGCCGCACGAUCGACGACCUCAACCUCGACCACCUCAACACCGUGUUCGUGGCGGUCGGGUUCCCGAAGCGCGACCCGCAGAAGAUAAAGCUCGCUCUCAACCACACCGACUCGCUCUUGUGGAUCCAGUACAAGAAGACGCAGAGGCCCGUGGCGUUUGCUAGGGCGACGGGUGACGGCGUCUUCAACGCGAUCAUAUGGGACGUGGUGGUGGACCCCUCCUUCCAGGGGAUUGGUUUAGGGAAGGCUGUGAUGGAGAGGUUGCUAGACGAGCUGUCAUCCAAAGGGAUUUGUAAUAUUGCGCUGUAUUCGGAGCCCCGCGUUCUCGGGUUCUAUAGGCCCAUGGGGUUUGUGGCGGAUCCGGAUGGGAUCCGGGGAAUGGUGUACUCCAGAAAACAGAAAAAAAGGAAAUAAGAAUAAAACAGUAGCAGGAGAAAAUUGUCUUGA
This is a messenger RNA of Alnus glutinosa, 689 nucleotides long. RefSeq names its product GCN5-related N-acetyltransferase 1, chloroplastic. The record is from RefSeq and is a predicted model, not a curated record. Gene Ontology annotation, cellular component: cytoplasm. Gene Ontology annotation, molecular function: N-acetyltransferase activity. The transcript has a single exon. Bases 75 to 656 code for a protein of 193 amino acids. Lineage: Eukaryota; Viridiplantae; Streptophyta; Magnoliopsida; Fagales; Betulaceae.